Molecule: messenger RNA, 4875 nt
Organism: Cladocopium goreaui
Lineage: Eukaryota; Dinophyceae; Suessiales; Symbiodiniaceae
Source: the annotation of a GenBank genome assembly
AUGGCAGUCGAUGAUGAUGGCACAGACUUGGACGCCGCUUUAGAAGCUUUGAUGUUGGAGUUCGAAGUUGCUGCAGAGUUACCUGUGGUGCUGCCUAGCUGUGAUAGCCAGUUGGCUCUGUUGCCUGUCGAAGAUCAAGCUGCAUCGCCGCCUCCCAGCCGGCGGCGGCGUCUCUCGAUUGAUUGGGCGACCAAGGUCUCCUCUUGGGUGCUUCCACCCGGCGCUAGCAGCGCGGUUUCUACUUUGACAAGUCGCCAAAAGUCUGCCUUUCGUGAUCAAUGGUGUGUCCGCCUGUUGCGCCGCAUGCCCCAUUUGAAAGCCACCAGCUAUAUUGACGGCCUUGCGCGAGCCAAAGAGUUGUGGCAGGAGCAGCCAUCUGAUCACAAAACCGGCUGGUUCUUGCACAUGGCAGAUAGCAGCCAUCCAGCACCGCCGUUCCCAGCAGAGAGCACGUUUGGUGACAGAUCUGGUGCCGCUAGCAGGCGUGGCGGGGGCACCGCUUCAUCUGCAGCAGGUCGUGCAACUUCUCAGAUGACGGAUGAGCGGCUGCAUGGCUUUCUCUUGACUUACAAUGGCUCCUGGGGAGCUGGCACUCCAGAGGUGGAUGCUUUGGCCAUGAUGCAAGGCACCCACAAUGAAUUGGUUGCUGCAGUGCGACAGUCCGCCUUUUACGAAGCCUUGUGGCGUGAGUUUGUGACGGAACUGACUUUGAAAAGCAACCAGAAUUGGCCACAGCUUUCCUGCAAGAUGGAAUUGAGUUUGAAAAGAACAAAGCAACAGAAUUUGGUACAUUUUCAUGUGGCGCUGUCGAAUUUCGAGAAACCUCUGCGCCUUGGGGCUUUGCAGCUUUGGGAGCUUCGUGGGGCCUUGCCACAUGUACGUGGCACCAAAGGGCGGGGCAAAGCAUUGCAGCGGCAGCUCGAUGCAGCCCAUUAUUAUGUGCAAGCUCCAAAGUUUGGGUCGGUCUUCUGUGAGAGUACCUAUGUGCGGUUUCAAGUCUUUCUCGUGGAAGCCACCUCCAUUAUGUCUUUGUGGCGUUUCUACAAGCUGUCUGACGAGGUUGCUAUUGAGGAGUUGUUGCGGGGCCGUGUUCGAGGCAUCCGGAACCACAUUGCCGAGAUUUCAUUUGUGCAGGAGCAACUGAAACAGAGGCGCGAGGCAGCCAUGCGAGAGGUCCUGGAAGUGCGUUUGUCCCAGUUGCAAAAGCCGGCACGUUGCUUGCCCGCAGUGACAGAGUGGCUGCAACUUUACACUGAUGGGUUUGGCUCUCGCUCCAGAUUUCCUUUCCUGGUUUUGCAUGGACCUUCGCAAUAUGGGAAGACGUCCUUUGCUGUGUCCAUCUUUGGACCAGCUGCCACGCUUGUUGUUAGCUGCCAAAACGUGCAGCACCCCAAUUUGACGCGAUUUGACAGAACUUUGCACAAGUGCCUCGUCUUCGACGAGUGUGAGCCAGAGCUGGUGCUCAAUAACCGGCAGCUCUUUCAAGCCGGCUCCACGCCGGUCAUGCUUGGACAGUCUCCGACACAGCAACAUGCUUAUCAAAUCUUUGCGUAUGCUAUUCCCAUGAUUGUCUGCACCAAUAUUUGGUCGCGUGAAGCCGACCCGCCCCACCGCACCUCGCUUGUCUUCUACGUCGGCAUGCUCUUCUCCGUGGACACGUUCUUCUCCGUGGACCUGCUCUUCCGUGGACUUGCUCUUCGUCGUGGAGGUGCUCUUUGUGUGCCUUGGCUGGGUGGGGUUGCUGGGGUUGGUUGGUUGGUUGGGCUGGUUGGUUGGUUGGUUGGUUGGUUGGUUGGUUGGUUGGUUGGUUGGUUGGUUCGUGGGUGGGUGGGUGCGUUGGUUGGUUGGUUGGUUGGUGGGUUGGUUGGUUGGUUGCUCGGUUGCUUGGUUGGCUUGUUUGGCUGGAUGGCUUGUUUGCUUUGGUUGGCUUGGUUGGCUUGGUUGGCUUGGUUGGCUUGGUUGCCUUGCUUGCCUUGCUCGGCUUAUUGGCUUGUUUGCCUUGCUUCCUUUGGUUGGCUUGGUUGGUUGGCUUGGCUUGGUUGGCUUGUUUUGCUUGGUUGGCUUGGGUGGCUUGGGUGUCUUGGUUGCCUUGGGUGGCUUGGUUGGCUUGGUUGGCUUGUUUGGCUUGGUCGGCUUGGUCGGCUUGGUUGGCUUCUUUGGCUGGAUUGGCUUCUUUGGCUUGUUUGCCUUGGUUGGCUUGGUUGCCUUGGUUGCCUUGCUUGCCUUGCUCGGCUUGUUGGCUUGCUUGGCUUGCUUGGCUUGCUUGGCUUGCUUGGCUUGCUUGGCUUGCUUGGCUUGCUUGGCUUGCUUGCCGUGGUUGGCUUGGUUGGCUGGCUUGGCUGCGUUGGCUUUGUUGGCUUGGGUGGUUUGGGUGGCUUGGUUGCCUUGGGUGGCUUGGUUCGCUGGAUGGGUUUGGUUGGCUCGGUUGGCUUGGUUGCCUUGCUUGGCUUGGGUGGCUUGGGUGGCUUGGUUGCCUUGGGUGGCUUGGUUGGCUGGAUGGGUUUGGUUGGCUUGGUUGGCUUGGUUGCCUUGCUUGGCUUGGGUGGCUUGGGUGGCUUGGGUGGGUUGGCUGGCUUGGUUGGCUUGGUUGGCUUCGUUGGCUUGGCUGCUUUGAGUGCCUCGGUUUCCUUGGUUGGCUGGGUUGGCUUGGUUGGAUUCGUUGGCUUGGCUGGCUUGGUUGCCUUGGUUGGCUUGGUUGCCUUGGUUGCCUCGGUUGGCUUGGUUGGAUUGGUUGGCUUGGUUGGCUUGGUUGGCUGGUUGGCUGGCUUGGCUUGGCUGGCUUGGCUUGGCUGGCUUGGUUGGCUUGUCUGGUUUGGUUGGCUUGUGCUUGGUUGGCGUGGUUGGCUUCGGUGCCGUGCUUGCUGUGGUUGGCAUCGUGCUUCUUUGGUUUGCGCGACCCAGCCCUGGCAGGAAAUUUCGCCUGCCGCAUUGUCUUCGGGUUCCGGCAGAAGCAGCAAUGGUUUGCAGUUUUGGAGGACUGCUACUGUGGGAUUGAAUUGCCGCCCGCGGGCAGUGCUGUGGGGGGGACGGUUGACCGACAAUUCUGUCCACUUUCUUUCAAGCCCAGUGGAAACUAAUUUUGCCAGUUGGAGCUUCGUAGUGACAUCUUUGGGAAACAUUUGUCUAACUUCAUUGGGCCAAGUGACUCGUGCGACCGCUCUGGCAAUGGCGCACGGCUUCGUGUUGCGAUUGAUGCAUGCAUUGCAGUUUUUAGUUUUGGGCAAGCGCCUCCAGCUUCCUUUGGCCUUGCAGCGUUUGGCUGAGCCAUUGGGCUUGCUAACCUUGCUGUUCAUUUUUGGCCACGGUUCUCAAUCUGUUUGGUCCAAGCUGGCACCUGCUGCCACCAUAUGCGUUGCUGAGUCCGGUCGUUUCAUGGUUGCAAUGAAGUCAACCGAGCUGCAAGCCUUAAGUCAGCGCAUCUACUUAGCUGAAAAAAGGCUGAAGAGAAGCCUGGCCAGCCACAAGCGUUUGUGCGAGAAGCAUUCCUGGGAAACAUUGUUGGUUCUGAUUUGGGGAGGUCAUGACAUGGAAGCAGCUGUGCAAUUUCUGCGUGCAAAACAUACCGAACCCAUACCGUUUGACGUUGAAGAAGCAGAGACAGAAAUCCUGCGCAUGUACGCAGAGUGCCGUGCAACUGCCUUAGUUCGCUUAGUCAUAGACCCUCCUGCCCGCGAUGCUGCAAAAGUAGCGGACUUUUUGGUGCAGUACCGCUUAUGGUUGUGGACGCGCUGCCAGAACUGCAGAGGUGUAGCCCCAGGACGUUUGCAUUUGAUGCGGCAAGCAACCAAAGAGAUUCCUGUUGGCAUUCCCGCGGCAGCUGCGCAAGUGCUUUUGCGCCGCUUCCAAGGUGCGCCUCGGCUACAGAGACAUUGGUGUCGCAAGUUCCGCUUGCGUUGGAAAGCGCGGCUUGGCCGAUUGCCACUUCAUCCCGCCAUACCAGAAGCUGAGCUUCGAGAGAAGGCGAUGGGUUUCUAUCGCUGGAUGAAUCACGUUGUCUUCACUGCGAAUGAGCCGCUGGUGAUCAACAUGGAUGAAUGCUCGCUGAAGCUCACUUUGACUGGACUUUCUGGGACCAUAGCCGACGUCCAUGCUGGUCAGAAGGCAACACUAGCUGCAUGCAGAGGGGCCAUGACGCUCAUGUCAUGUGUGUCGUCUGAUACAAGUCUCAACCAACGCCUGCCACAGAUAGUCCUUGGAAACCAGCACCAUCUGUCCAAGCGCGUCUUGGCUGCCAUUGCCGCAGAUGCAAAGCUGACAGGAAGCAACUUGCAGAUUUGGUGUGAGCAAUCGUCUUGGGUGACUGUGGACGUUAUGCUGAAGUUUCUGCACUCUUUGAGCGUCGCCGUGGACGCCCUGAAGUGCCCACAUCGCACCAUUGUGCUCGUGAUGGAUAUGGCGCCGCCGCAUCUAGCAGCCCCGGUUGCUCGUGCUAUUCGAGACAGAGGCUGGCGGGCUGUGCUUGUACCGGCAAAAUGCACGCCGUUCCUGCAGCCGCUUGACACUUGUGUUUUAGCUGUGUUGAGGAAAACCAUGGCUGAAUGUUGGGUGACAGCUAAAGGGGAGCUCCUGAAUGGAAACAUGACCACGUUGGAGUGGUUGCGUGUGACGGAGGAGUCAGUGCGGAGACGGAGGAGUCAGUGCGGAGAACAAUGUCUGACAGAGAUUGGUCCCACGCUUUUUUGCAAACAGGUUUUGCGUGAAGAGCUCGAUACCUUGAAAGCCAAGCGACAAGAGCUGCGCAAAGAAAUCAGUGUCAAUCGGCAGAACUUGAAGAAUGCACUGAAAAAGCAGCAGAAACUUGUGAAGACAGCAAAGCAGUUGAGUCUGAGUGAUUUGCGGAAGUUGGUCACCGCUGCUGAAGCAGCGCAAGAUUAG